AUGACCUGGGAGACCAGUACAUUGAAAGAAGAUUAUGAUAGUAGUGUAACAUCACAGCUAGCAGAAAAAAAGUUGGAUACAUUUUGCGGUAUCUGUGGAUUUUAUAUAGAUUAUACCACAUUGAAGAAAUUUUCUUCCACAUCUUUUACAGAGGAAUGUCAUGAGAUGAAGGCAAAUACUUUGAAUUAUAUAACGAAGACAAGCUCAUUAUUAAAAUAUUCAAAUAAUACUGUACCUGAUAAUCAAGAAAAAUUUGAUGUAUCUACUCCAAUAAAUUCUAUGCCUGAUAUCUUACCGCAAUUAAAGAGAACUUGUGAUCAAUGUCAAGCUAUUAUUCAAGUUUGUGGAGAUCAUAAAUCUUAUUCGAUAUGUCCUGGAUGUCUUAAAGUAUUCAAAAUAUGUACUAAAUGUGCUACUAUUGAUCAAAUAUUACAAAAGCUAAAAUAA
Molecule: messenger RNA, 447 nt
Organism: Bombus huntii
Lineage: Eukaryota; Metazoa; Arthropoda; Insecta; Hymenoptera; Apidae
Exons: 3
Coding region: 1-447 (148 amino acids)
Source: RefSeq, a predicted model, not a curated record